This is a messenger RNA of Colletotrichum orchidophilum, 852 nucleotides long. RefSeq lists its product as uncharacterized. Gene Ontology annotation, molecular function: IgE binding. The transcript has a single exon. Gene Ontology annotation, cellular component: extracellular region. Bases 1 to 852 code for a protein of 283 amino acids. NCBI's taxonomy places the organism in Eukaryota, Fungi, Ascomycota, Sordariomycetes, Glomerellales, Glomerellaceae. The record is from RefSeq and is a predicted model, not a curated record.
AUGCACUUCGCCAACGCCGUUGUCCUCGCGGCCGCCCUCACCGGCGUGUCUGCCCACCCUUCUGCACACAACCACCAGAAGUUCCACGAGCGCCGCACCGUUGACGCCGUCGAGGAGCGCGACUUGACCUUCUUCAAGAACAUCCUCCCCACUCCGACGCCCUCUUCCACCUCAUCGGCCGUCGUCGCCGCUACCCCCCUCCCUUCCACCGCCGGCGGCGAGUACGUCCCCUUCUGCAGCGGCUCCAAGAGCAAGCGCGCCACCAUCGCCGAGAUCGCCUACGCUGGCAACACCGGUAGCGAGGACGACUGGGGCUGCAACAUGCAGAUCGUCAACGACGCCAGCGUCUCCCUCUACAACUACACCGCCACCUUCACCGCGAGCGACGCCGACUACAUCGGCUCGUGCUUCAACAAGAUUGGCCCCAAGGGCCUGAUCGACGGCUGCUGGUUUGCCGCAAUCACCUUCUCCAUCAAGAAAGGCCAGUCCAAGAACGUCGCCUUCGACAAGAACACCCAGGGCUCUUGCGCCUUCGGCCCCGGCACCACGGUCCCCAAGACCCCCAUUGGCCAGUUCGCCGGCACCUGGCUCGAGUUCGACUGGGCCUCCACUCCCAACGGCGGCAACUCCGGCGCCGACGCCUCCGUCCUCGUGGCCGGCUCCCAGGGUAUGCCCUACUACGGCAUGAAGGUCGCCGCCAACGGCAAGACCUGCUCCUGGCUCAAGUCUGACGGCACCAACGAGGGCGCCUACAUGCCCGGCAUGGAGGCUCUUGAUGGCGUCGGCUGCAAGGGUUACUACACGGCCCACCUGAACGUCACCCUCGGUGACGAUUUCAAUCCCAAUGCUUAA